Messenger RNA from Fraxinus pennsylvanica, 525 nucleotides. Lineage: Eukaryota; Viridiplantae; Streptophyta; Magnoliopsida; Lamiales; Oleaceae. The record is from the annotation of a GenBank genome assembly.
AUGGAAUUUGAAGCCAAGUCUGCAAGGGAUGGUGCAUGGUAUGACAUCUCAACCUUCCUAUCGCAUAGGUCUUUAGAGACAAGUGAUCCGGAAGGAAAAGAGCAGACCCUCUACUUCGAUGCACAAAGGCGGAGGCAUGAUGUAAGAGGUUGUCAUUGUAGAUUUCUGGUGCGAUAUGACCAUGAUCAGGCUGAGAUUGCAGGAAUUUCAUGCGGGUCAGCAUCUGCUGGAAACCCACAGAUAGCAACUGUUGCUGGAACGCCCCAAAAGCAGCCCAAGCCAGAGGAUGCCGCAGGCAUUGGAGCCACAUCAGCUUCUGUCCCUCGUACCAAUAUUUCUUCAUCUGAUUAUAGGUUGCAGGAACUUCAUGCUGAGUCUGCAUCUGCUGGGAAUGCACAGAUAGCAGGUUCCAUUGCAACCCCUCAAAAACAGCCCAAGCCAGACUGCCAGAGGAGCCUGCAGGCACCGAAGCCACAUCUGCUUCUUUUCCUCCUACCAAUGAAUCUAAAGCACCAUCAUCCAUAA